Messenger RNA from Talaromyces stipitatus ATCC 10500, 956 nucleotides. RefSeq names its product cAMP receptor (Car4), putative. Gene Ontology annotation, molecular function: G protein-coupled receptor activity. The record is from RefSeq and is a predicted model, not a curated record. Lineage: Eukaryota; Fungi; Ascomycota; Eurotiomycetes; Eurotiales; Trichocomaceae. Gene Ontology annotation, biological process: adenylate cyclase-activating G protein-coupled receptor signaling pathway. Gene Ontology annotation, cellular component: plasma membrane. The transcript has 4 exons. Bases 45 to 941 code for a protein of 298 amino acids.
UUUUUAUCAAUGCAUUUUAUAAUCUGUUUGACUUUAUUGCAACGAUGAUAUCAACAAGCGGUCCGGAUGCAGGCAACUCUUCGGCUUUGUGCCAGUUUCAGGGGUUUUGUCUCCAGAUGUUCCCCAUGGCAGAUGUUUUAUGGACUGUUGCAAUGGCGGUUGACGUUUAUCUCGUUGUAUAUCAUCGCUUUGAAGCGGAGGCUUUACGCAAGCUUGAAAUUUACUAUAUUACUAUUAUUACGGGCGUUGUAGCUAUUCCUGCGUUGGUCUUUCUUUUUAUCCAUACUCUAGACAAGGGUCCUAUUUCUGGUGCUCAAUUUCUCCUAAUUGGGUUCUCUUUCGGAUUCUGUUUUACUACGGGCCAAUCUGUAUUGAUUCUAUAUAUCCUUGUCGGAGUCAAAGUUGUUAAGCUCCGGCAUCAAUUUAAUGCUUCUCAUGCAGAUCACAUCGCACUCUCUUCCAACAUCUCGACAAAAAACCACUCCUUCGACCACCCGAGCAACACACUCGCCGUUACAGUCGAAGUCAAUAUCCGAACCCAACCAUCUCUCUCUUCACAUCCAGACCAGAAAGGGCCCCAAUCCUUCAUCGAACAAAGCGCACUUCCCUCCCACAUGGUCCUCGAUUACAACCACUCCAAGCAGUCACAUGUCUCAUUCAGACAGUACAUCCUCAUGCCAAUGGUGUUUUUCCUAGUCCUGCUGGCAACAUGGGUUGCUCCCACGAUCAACAGGAUAUCCGCAUUUGUGAAUCCAAACCAUUCUUCGUAUCCGCUGAUGGUUACUGUUGGGGCAAUGGGAUCCCUACGCGGGUUCUGGAAUGGGGUUGUGUUCAUUUCGAUUGGAAUGAAGAGUUGGAGGAGACAGACAAGACUGCAGAAAUGGAAACUUUCUGAUAAGGUGAAAGGGAUGGCACCAGCGAAACCCAGAGCGCCGAGAUAGACUCAUAUCAACACG